This is a messenger RNA of Carica papaya (papaya), 1657 nucleotides long. Lineage: Eukaryota; Viridiplantae; Streptophyta; Magnoliopsida; Brassicales; Caricaceae. The record is from RefSeq and is a predicted model, not a curated record.
UAACUGGCAUUACAAACCCGGAGAGAGAGAGUGAAUCAGGGAGGAUUUAUUUCUAAUAUUUGAUCCAAAUACCAUGCCCUAAUUACCCCCAUUAACGGUCACUUCCCAUUUAUAUACAAGUUAUUGUAAUUUGUGUAUAUAUCAAUAUAUAUAAAUAUGUUGCAUGUUCCCAUCUAGCCUGGGAUCUGGGUUUGAACCCGUUUCAUCUGAAAAUACACAGAGAGUAAUUCUCAUUAUCGCAGAACAAACCCAAGAACUCCAAAUUUCUGCUCCUAUACAUAAAAGCACUGUGCUGAACUCCGUAUAAUACACGCACACGAUGCAUACACAUCUAAAAUCGCCUAUAUGUAUAUAUAGCUUUCUCUUGAUUUUGACUGACUUGUCAGAGAGAAUCUGAGAUGUGUUUUUUCCCUCUUGUUGUUUAGUUUCUUUUUUUGUUCUUGUUCUAUCGCUCUUUUUUUGAGGAAGAGAGGAAGGUACGGUCGAUUUUGAAAGAGAGAGAAGCGAAGAAAUGUUGACGUGUAUAGCAUGUUCAAAGCAGCUAGACAACAAGAAUGGAUCUAAUCACCAGAUGGAGCCAGAAGACGAAGACGCCACAGUUGUUGGUACACCCAGAACCAAGCAGGCUAUCAAGGCCCUUACUGCUCAGAUCAAGGAUAUGGCCUUGAAGGCAUCAGGGGCAUAUAAGAACUGCAAGCCAUGCGCUGGCUCAUCAAACCGUAAUCAGAACAGACACUAUGCUGACUCUGAGGCUACCUCAGAGUCUGGAAGUUUCCAUCAUGCAUACCAUAGAACAGGGAGCUUCAACUCAACACCAAGGAUGUGGGGAAAGGAGAUGGAAGCACGACUGAAAGGGCUUUCAAGUGGUGAACGCAUGCCAUCAUCGGCCAGUGGGCGAACAGAAUCUGUGAUGUUUACGGAGGAAGAUGAACCUAAGGAGUGGGUGGCGCAAGUGGAGCCUGGUGUACUCAUCACUUUUGUUUCCUUGCCUGAGGGAGGAAAUGAUCUGAAACGCAUUCGAUUCAGGUAUUGCGAGAUGGCUGCAUUUGAUCUUAUCAUGUCUUCUACUAUAAGGAAUGGGCUAUCUGCAGAUCCCAUUUCUUUUCCUCUUGUUUUCUAGCCUAGAGGAGGAUGUAGCUCCAACUUAAGUGGGAUAGUCUCCACGAAUUGAUUCAAGGCUCUCCUUAGGAAAAAGCCGUCAUCAGAUCUACCUUUUACUUGGUAUAAUGGAAAGGCUGAAAAUAGAAACUUGGUCAGAGCUGUUAAAGGAUGGGACGUGGCCCUGUAUUCCCUCUCUCUUCCUGUUCUUUCUUUUUAUUGCAAGGAAGUCUUGAAUAUUUUCCAAUAUGUCCUUCCUCAGACCCCCCUUCUACUUGGUAUAAUGGAAAAGACUAAUAGUAGAAACUUGGUUAGAGCUGUUAAAGGAUGGAAACAUGACCAUAUAUUCCCUUUUUCUUUUUCUUUUUCUUUCUUGUUAUUGUAAGGAGGUCUUAAAUAUUUUCCCAUGUCCUCGUUCGUGAAACUGCCAACUGAAAAUAAUCCAGGAUUUUAUGGCAUUAAGGUUGUAUGUGUUUUAGAUGAUAAAUUACAACUGGUGGUAUGAUCAUUCAGACACAAAUUGGAAGCCACAUGUGUAGAACCAAGGUUGUCCCUCACU